This is a messenger RNA of Aethalodelphis obliquidens (Pacific white-sided dolphin), 2236 nucleotides long. RefSeq names its product acyl-CoA dehydrogenase family member 9 (gene ACAD9). The transcript has 18 exons. Bases 73 to 1938 code for a protein of 621 amino acids. NCBI's taxonomy places the organism in Eukaryota, Metazoa, Chordata, Mammalia, Artiodactyla, Delphinidae. Gene Ontology annotation, molecular function: flavin adenine dinucleotide binding; acyl-CoA dehydrogenase activity. The record is from RefSeq and is a predicted model, not a curated record.
CCCGGGGCAAGUGACUGAGGCGCUGUGAAAGCAGCGGCGGCGGCGGCGGCGGCGAGAGCGGCUCGGGACGGCAUGAGCGGCUGCGGGCUCUUCUUGCGCUCGGCGGCGGCGGCGCGCUUGGGCCGUGCCCUGGUGGCUUUCACCGCGAGUCGGCGCCCGCUGCGCACCAGUCCACCGAGCCAAGCUUUCGCCAAGGAGCUCUUCCUGGGCAAAAUCGAGAAGAAAGAAGUUUUCCCAUUUCCGGAAGUUAGCCAAGAUGAACUUAAUGAAAUUAAUCAGUUUGUGGGACCUGUAGAAAAAUUCUUCACUGAAGAGGUGGACUCUCAAAAAAUUGACCGAGAGGGAAAAAUCCCAAAUGAAACUUUAGAGAAACUGAAGAGCCUGGGGCUUUUUGGGAUGCAAGUCCCAGAAGAAUACGGUGGCCUGGGCCUCUCCAACACCAUGUACGCGCGGCUGGGGGAGAUCAUCAGCCUGGAUUGCUCCAUCGCCGUGACGCUGGCAGCACACCAGGCCAUCGGCCUCAAGGGCAUCAUCUUGGCCGGCAGCGAGGAGCAGAAGGCCAGGUACCUGCCCAAGCUGGCUUCCGGGGAGCACGUGGCCGCCUUCUGCCUGACGGAGCCAGCCAGUGGGAGCGAUGCUGCCUCCAUCCGGACCAGGGCCACGUUAAGUGAAGAUAAGAAACACUACGUCCUCAAUGGCUCCAAGGUCUGGAUCACCAAUGGAGGACUAGCCAGUGUUUUUACUGUGUUUGCAAAGACAGAGGUUGUUGAUUCCAAUGGCUCAGUAAAGGACAAGGUCACAGCGUUCAUAGUAGAGAGAGACUUUGGUGGAAUCACCAGCGGGAAACCUGAGGAUAAGUUAGGCAUCCGAGGCUCCAACACCUGCGAGGUCCACUUUGAGAACACCAGGGUGCCCGUGGAAAACGUCCUCGGAGAAGUUGGAGGCGGCUUUAAGGUGGCCAUGAACAUCCUCAACAGCGGGCGGUUCAGCAUGGGCAGUGCCGUGGCUGGGAUGCUCAAGAAACUGAUCGAGAUGACCGCUGAGUACGCCUGCACGAGGAAACAGUUCAACAGGAACCUCAGCGAGUUUGGCUUGAUUCAGGAGAAGUUUGCCCUGAUGGCUCAGAAGGCUUACGUGAUGGAAAGUAUGGCCUACCUCACCGCGGGGAUGCUGGACCAGCCGGGCUUCCCUGACUGCUCCAUCGAGGCUGCCAUGGUGAAGGUGUUCAGCUCCGAGGCCGCCUGGCAGUGUGUGAGCGAGGCGCUCCAGGUCCUCGGGGGCUCAGGCUACAUGAGGGACUACCCGUACGAGCGCAUCCUGCGCGACAGCCGCAUCCUGCUCAUCUUCGAGGGAACCAACGAGAUUCUCCGGAUGUACAUCGCCCUGACAGGCUUGCAGCAUGCCGGCCGCAUCCUGACUGCAAGGGUCAAGCAGCUUAAACAGGGCAAUGUGACCACCAUCAUGGAGACUGUCAGCCGGAGGGUUCGGGACUCCCUGGGCCGAACUGUGGACCUUGGGCUGACAGGGAAGCUCGGAGCCGUGCACCCCAGCAUGGAGGACAGUGCCCACAAGCUCGAGCAGAACGUGCACUACUUCAGCCGCACGGUGGAGACCCUGCUGCUUCGCUUUGGCAAGACCAUCGUGGAGGAGCAGUUGGUCUUGAAGCGAGUGGCCAACAUCCUCAUCAACCUGUACGGGAUGACAGCCGUGCUGUCGCGGGCCAGCCGCUCUAUCCGCGUGGGGCUUCAGAACCACGACCAUGAGGUUCUGUUGGCCAACAUCUUCUGCACGGAAGCUUACUACCAGAAUCUCUUCGCUCUGUCUCAGCUGGACAAGUAUUCUCCGGAAAAUCUCGAUGAACUGAUCAAGAAAGUGUCCCAGCAGGUCCUAGAGAAGCGAGCCUACGUCUGUGCCCACCCUCUGGACUGGACAUCCUGAAGCAGGGGGACGGCAUCCCUGCUGCUGUCCGCCUGACACACGCCUUCCAGAAGGUAGAGAACUUGCUUUAUUACAAGCUGACCAAGUUCUCUGACGGGCCUUCUCCAGGCCCCCGUGGGCACUAUUGUCUGACACGAUCCCGGGCUCUGAGCCGACACGGGGAGAGCGCGGAGCUGCUGAGACUCGCCUCACCGGGAGGCUUCGGGGUGGAAGCUGGCCUGGGGUGGUAGGGCCGCGUCUCAGCAGGGUGGCCAUUUCUGCCAGACCACACGUUCUCCAAGAAACAGCUUGAAAACCG